Molecule: messenger RNA, 3481 nt
Organism: Colletotrichum scovillei
Lineage: Eukaryota; Fungi; Ascomycota; Sordariomycetes; Glomerellales; Glomerellaceae
Exons: 2
Coding region: 403-1473 (356 amino acids)
Molecular function (GO): oxidoreductase activity, acting on single donors with incorporation of molecular oxygen; ferrous iron binding; zinc ion binding
Source: RefSeq, a predicted model, not a curated record
UCUUCCUUCAUGAACUCACGACCACCUUGGCGCAUCUUACUACGCAAGUGGGUGACAUAGUUAUUUGCCGCCAGAUACCCCAGCUCUAUUACUUUUAUUCCUGCUAGUGCUAUUUCUAUUACACUUACUUAUCCUUACCUCUCAUCUUUUACGUGUUCCUCAAGUAGGCAAUGUACUUUGAACAGAAUAGGAAGACGAUUAACGAUUCUGCGUUGACGCAUUCCUAUUUCAUUGCCCACUUGGAACGGCUCUCCCAACCCGCCCGCCCGCUAAGACAACAGUGGACCCGGCCGCGCGCGACGAAAACAAAACCACCCACCAUCCGGCCCCUCCUCACUCCCCGCGCCGCAUCCCUCAUCCGGGCCCGUCGGAUAGCGCCCAACGACCUCCGGAGGUUCAUAUAUGCUUGUGUUCCGUACCACUCCAGGCCGCUCAUUCAAACAAACACAUCGUGCGCGCGUCAAGCAACCCAACUCAACAAACCCUUUCCAAGAUGCCUCGUCUAAAUCCCCUAUUCCUCCUAUCCCUCACAGUCGCCUUGACAGCCUACAUGCUUUCACCAACUCUCCGCGACUUUCUCACAUCAGUGACCUCAACUCUCAUACCUUCAACCUCCUCUCAAUCUCCAGUCUCACCAAGUACGAGGAAACCGCGGAUGCCAGUCUAUUUCUUCUCCCACGGUGGCCCAGACGUAAUGUACAACAAAGCCCACCCAGUCUACCCAACCCUCCAACACAUCGGCGCCGAAAUCACCUCCCUCGCCCCGACCGCAAUCCUAGUCUUCUCAGCCCACUGGCAACCACCAUCUCAAUCAACGCCGCCCCCGGCCCGGCACCCUUAAUCUACGACUUCUCCGGCUUCCCCCUCCACUACUACUCAGCAACCUACCCAAACACCGGCUCCCCGCAGCUCGCAUCCCGCGUCUGCUCCCUCCUCUCCGCCUCCAACGACAGCAACAUCUCCUGCGUGCCCACGACAGACCGCGGCCUAGACCACGGCGUGUGGGCAGGCUUCCACGUAGCCUUCAACCCGUCCUCCAACCCGCUCAACGUUCCGCUAGUCCAAGCAUCGCUCUUCCGCUCAGAGGACCCGGACGCUCAUUAUCGCCUCGGCGCCGCCCUCUCCGCCCUCCGCGACGAAGGCGUCGUUAUCAUUGGUGCGGGCAUGUCCGUCCACAACCUCUACCACAUGAGCAACGAUCCGCGUCCCAUGCCAUACGCCGUUAGCUUCGACGACGCGCUCAAAGAGGCUGUCGAGGUUGCCAACGUCGCCGAGAGGCAGGACAAGAUGGCUCAGGUCUGCAGACGGCCCGAUGCCAAGCAGGCUCAUCCGUACAUGGAUCAUCUCAUGCCCAUUCACGUGGCUGCCGGGGCUGCGGGCGACGACCGCGGGAAGCAGCUGUGGACCAUGAAAGAAGGCAGCUUCGCGUGGGCUCAGUAUCGUUUUGGGGAUGUCCCGAAAUCCGUGGCAUGAUGCCAUCACAAGGGCCUUGCAUUCGCAGCAAAACCAUGUAUUAACAUUGAAUUUGGUAACAACACAUCUAUGAUACCCGCGAGUCAUCGUUAAUUAUAAAAGUGUCUGACAAUAGACUUGCAUUAAUCGUUUUAGUGAACCGAAUACGUCUCCAUUACGAGAAAUCCACAGUGUCUUCUCAUACGAACGCCCCAUGGACUGAUGGCCGACGCCUACUGCUGAGAAAAUUCUCCACCAAGUGAUGGCUGCCAGCUGCUUCGGCCUUCCAGUCAAGGCUCGCGGUAUCGGAUUUCUCACCAUCAUGCGAGUCGCUGGAGUCUAGUAGCCGGCGAACGGAUCCCCGCCUCUCCCUGGGAGACCCGCGAUCAUGGCUGGCCAGCAUGGGACCAAAUUGUUUCUCGAUCGUCAACCUUGGGCUGGAAGCAGACGGUUGAAGUCCUUUUUGUAGUCCGGCGCGUCUGACUAAUUUGACCGGAGAUCGUGCCUUGGGCUGGAAGGGGGGCUCGAAACUUGCGGCCUUUGGGAUGGCGUCCAUGCUGCGAACCUUGGAAGCUUGUCGAUCCACGGCUUUGACGGGUAGGUUACUAUGAGAAAGACGAGACUGCAAAACCGGCAUCGAAGGAGUCGUCCUCAAAGAGCUUCUGGGCGGAAUUGGUGGAGGGUUGUAGAUGCCACGAAGACGCCUAGCCACGCGUCCGUUCGUCUCAGGGAUCGUGUUCUCGUCUCUCAAAGGUGUGGAGAACUUUGAAUCGUCUAUGCCAUGCUCAACGCGGCUGGCAGACGACACUUGACGUGGGUUGUGGCUCGUCACUCUCAGCGGCGUUUGCAGUUUGGCCUUUCCUGUGCCCAUAGCUCUGUACAGAUUUGGAGAUUCAGGGUCCUCAAUCUCUGCGCGCUCACGCACAUGACCCAAGCUUCUAGGCAUACUUGUUUUUGCGUAACGAACUUCCGUCAGGUGCUGGUUCUCAGUAUUGGCCAACUUGGCGUCGGCAUGCGCCGCAUUGGCAGAGAGCCAAGUCUUCCACUCCACAGAACUUGCGUUUGAGACCGUUCGGCUCCGUGGCAUUGUCGGUGUAUAAGUAUAAUGGCCACUUGGUAAGUAGCGUAUUUGGUGUGUGUUCAUCGCAGGCGUAGCAUUAGGACUGUGAUCCUUUGCAACAGGCUCCGAGUCGUUGGACAUAGAGGGUAUCUGUCGAUAAUCAGAACCGGCCACUAUGUGGUUGGGGUGUCGGGGUGGCACUCUGGGUUCUGAUUGUUCCCCGAAACUUUGUGGUAAUGCCCGUGGGGAGAGAAGGUCGUCAGAGUAUAUACUUUCAGAGUAAGCAAGUCGGGGAUCUUCCUUAGAGAGACUCGGGCGACGCCUUGUGGGUAUAAGGUCGAGGUUUAGCAUUGAAACCGAUGGUGAUAGUAACUGAUCUGGAGCUGGAGCCUGUGACUCGGAUCUGACCUUCUCUUGCAAGACCUUGCGAUAUGGACUCGUGGUGCGGAAGAGGUGGCAAGUCGGGCUGCCAAAGAACGCCGAACUGCGCGUGGACAAUGCUCUUGGUGGAUUCGCGGUCUUGUCGCCCUGCAAAUUAUACGGCUUCGAGGGCGAGUGGUCUGGUUCGACCCCGGCCACGGGUCUUGAGCAAGGCUUGUAAGACCCAAUGGUAGUCUCAGAAGCCGAACGCUGGCGAUGAUGCAUUGUGCUAUCGGAUGGAGACACCGCUUCAUCGUGACCCGACUGAGGGGCCUCGGUCUCAACCACUGUUUGCAAUCUUUGCUCCCAAGGACUGUCAUGGAAGACGUCGUCCUCUUGCAAAAUACAUCUUAUGGUUGGUAGGUCUUGAUUCGUAGCUUCGUCAAGUUCCUGGCCGCCGAGGGAUGUCGACGAAUCAACUUUGCCAUUCCAAUUGAGACCGGUACUCCCAUCACUACCAUGCCGUAGCUGCUCUUCUCGUUGACCCUUUUGCUUGCAUUCGUUCAAUCGCUUCAUGAGGGCGGAGUAGACUCUGGCGCUAUCGACUGA